UCAGAAGCAUUCUGAGCGUGGAGUUAGUCCGGUAAACAAACGCACAAAACUCGUGACAAGUUUAAUUUCCUUCUAUCAUAUUAUUCGAUUAUUAAACAGAAACCUCCAUUUGAUUGGCUAAAAACUUUACAAUUAGGAAAACAAGCGGGAGAAGUUGACAUCAAUUUGACAACUUGAACGAGAGAAAAGGAAGCGGCUAUAGGACUCAACGCGUGAUUUACAGCUCAUGUGUCAACAUCUGGUUUUAAGGACUGAGAACUAAAGACAAUCUCUUCAAUCCCGACCAUCUCGAGCUGCCGACGUUCUUGGACAUUAUUGCGAACAAGAUGAUGGCAUUAAGAGACAGCACACUAAGCUGGGUGAGCCGUGGAAAUGCAUCUGUUUCGAGAUGAAAGUUAGUCUAUCUGUCCGGAUGCAAGGGUGCUAUUUUCCCACUCGCAACCAUGGUGGAGUUUAGUAUCCAGAAAGACGCAGCACCGUGAUUCACUGCGAAUUUGAGACAGCGCUUUACUAUGGUCUGACUUUUCCUUUUAAAAUUUGGACGGGACUCUCGCGUUUUUCUCCACCCCUUCCGGACCAUUCCUCAAGGGAAGAUGCUUUUUAUUUAAACUCUCCCUGUGUCCUCGCUCCCAGCGCACACAAGCGAUCAUGCACAGCAACCAGUCAUGCGAAAAAAUCACCAGCAUCACCGUGGACGGGAGCCCCGUGGUGAGCACGCUCAUGUUCAUCGCGGGUGUGGUGGGCAACCUGAUGGCCCUGGGCAUCCUCGGCGUCCACCGCAAGGAGCACCGCGCAAAAUCGUCCGUCUUCUGCAUCCUAGUAACGGGACUCGCGGUGACCGACCUGCUUGGCACGUGCUUCCUGAGCCCACUGGUCUUCGUGUGUUACGCUCGCAGCUCCUCGCUGCUGGGCCUGACCGGCGGCAGCCGGCACCUGUGCGGCUUGUUCGCCUUCGCCAUGACGUUCUUCGGGCUGGCGUCCAUGCUCAUCCUGUGCGCCAUGGCCGUGGAACGCUGCCUGGCCAUCAGCCACCCGUACUUCUACUCCAAGCACGUGCGCCGUAGCUUCGCCAAGCUGGUGCUGCCGCUCAUCUACCUGGUCACCUGCGCCUUCUGCCUCCUGCCUUUCUUUGGCUACGGACAGCACAAGCAGUACUGCCCCGGCACGUGGUGCUUCAUCAAGAUGGAGGUGGACGGGGACGGCGAGGGUGGCCUGAUGGACGGUGACCGGCACACGCUGGCCUUCUCGCUGUCCUACGCCACGCUGAUGGCGCUGCUGGUGGCCGCCGUGUUCCUGUGCAACGGCUCGGUCAUCAUCAGCCUGUGCCGCAUGCACCGGAGCCAGAUGUCGCGACGAGGCUCGGUGCUGUCGGCCGGACGCAAGCGCAAGAUCAUGGUGUUCGGGGGACAGGGCGACGAGGAAGUGGAGCACCUGGUGCUGCUGGCCUCCAUGACGGUCAUCUUUGUCAUCUGCUCGCUGCCCCUCACGAUCUGUGGCUACGUCAGCGCCAUCUCGCCGACCGGCAACGACAACCUCAACUUGAUCUCCUUCCGCUUCUCGGCGCUCAACCCCAUCGUGGACCCGUGGAUCUUCAUCCUCUUCCGCAAGGCCGUCUUCCGCCACUUGCGGCAGCUGCUGCGCUGCCGUUUCCCCGGCAACGCCGUCAAGGCCACCGCGCACACCGCCCUGUCGCUGCCCCUGGAGGUCAGCGAGGCCAGCGCACCCAUCGGCGCCGCCCUGCAGGCCAAAGCCUAUGCCAGCCUCCCCCAGCAGUGAGGGCAGAAGACACCCAGGUCAGGGGACAAGGUUCAAAGGGGACAGGUGACACCUACAAACUGCUACUGGCAGCCAUUUUAGAAAUUCUCCCUAAAUGGGCCCAGGGCAUGUAGAUGAGGACCAGUGAAUGUGCUGGUGCCACCUGUGGCAUCUUGACCUAUCCAAAACAAAACAGAUUCUGUGAUUCUGGACUAAAUGACAAGGAAUGUAUAGUGAGAACAAAAGGCCCCAGACAUGGACCAAAGGCCAAAGGGCACGGUUGCAUAUUACUACUACUGUUUUUAGGGCUGCAGAACAAGGUUGCUAACCUUUGUACUGAAUGCACUGAUGAGAUGCACUGCUAAUCAUUCAUUGGUUUUGUAGUCUGAUUCAAAAAACGACUGAUUCCCAUGUCCUCAAACAACUAAAAGAUCUACUCCUUGGGAAGCCCAGGAAUUAAUCCAAACUCCCAGGGACACAAAGGACUGUGGAGAGAGGUCUUCUGACAGGGCCAAAGGUCCAGAGCUUUCAAACAGCAUCGUCUGACUGGCCAGAGUGUAUCAGCCAUCCUUGAACUAACAUGGUUGGGGCCGACACGCAAGCUUUCGCUCGCAGUGCAUAACACUGUAUGUGUGUGUGUGUGUGCGUGUGCGUGUGUAAAAUUACAGGAAGAAGGUUGAGGAUUUUUUGCUGGUCAAACUGCAGUAACUGUCGGUUGCUUGCUGACCUGGCGACUGGCCCAGACUACCACCUCACCUGCUUCAGAGUGUGGUGCUCUCAACACCAAAUACAAAUGUGGACCAUUUGGGAUUUUUGGCACGUCAUUCUAGAAUUCCACUGUGCAGAUCUAGAACUCACAUUGACAUCAUGCAAGUACAUGACAUCAAAUAGAAUCCUUGGUUAGGGACAAUCUAAUGACAUAUGACCGCACUCCCAAAGAACACCUACUCAUCUUCAGGUUGACCAUACCAGACAGUGUAUGCUCUGAGCUGUUUACAGACCAAACUUGGCAAAAGUGAAUAUGUGUGUAUCAGAAUGCAUUUCAUGGUUCAGUCCAUUGUGUGUGAAUAGAAAGAGAGAUCAAAGUUAUUUAAAAGCAAUGCCAUGUUCAAACUGUUUUCAAAGAGUGAGUCCACUGAUAAAAAACAAGCAAACAAACAAAACAUUAAUGUAACUGUAUUUUUACCACUAGUUGUGAGGAUGUUGCUUGGCGGCAUUUGCUUUUCCUGCACUGUAAAAGAAAGUUUAGUCCUGAAAAAUUAUACUGCGGCAAGCUGGAUGAAAUGAAACACAGUUGUUUUUAUUCUGUCUCAUUUUGUUUCUAAAAAUUGCUAAAUUUUGACAUGAAAAAAAAAAAAAAAAAAAAACAAGCAAGAUCCUAAAUGCAAAUAUUGAUGGGUCAGCUUCAUGCCCUCACAUCCCACAUAAUAACUUAAGUUUAUGCUCGAGACACUUUGCUCUGACUUUUCACUUUGUUAUUUAAAUUGGAGCCCAUAUUGUGCAAUUGUCUUUUAGAAGUUUUUUUUAUUAUUAUUAUUAUUAUUUAAAAUGUAUGCUUUAGUGAUGUGAUUCCCUGUGCUAUGACUCUUGUGACUGGAUUGUAAGAAAACUAUAUGUCAUCCAUAUGAUCAUUGACACACACAUGUGUGUGUGUCAAAAGUCCACAUAAGCAGCUGUCACUCAAACGACCACAGCUAAACAUGACUAACAGAGACCUAUGUGCAUGUUCUUCAGAGAUUACUGUUAGCCUUCUGCAGCUGACAGAUUAGGUUUUAGCUUUUUUUUGUUCCAUCUGGUAGUCUGGAAACAAACUAAACAGAACAUUUUAAAUUCCAAUCUGCCAGAGUGAUACAUGGAAAGGUGAAUGUCACCACUCCAUUACAGUCACCCUGAGGUCACAGAGGGCCCUGCAUGUCGGACUGUUUCUUCAAAGUGAUUAAUAGAAGAAAUCUCUAUUUUUUCCGUCAUAGCUUUACCAAUGCACAUAGUUUGGACGGGAUAUUGGGGGUUUAGGCGCCAGAUUUAGAAACAACUGGUAGAUUCCAAUCCAAGCCAUGUGGCUGUUUUGCUAACAGAACAAAGAAACAGAAUGGUGACAGGGACAAAAGUAAUUAAACUAGGGUCCAUACCACCAGGCAAGAUGUGAGAAUAGGUUAUAUUGCAGUAUAAUCUGAAGGCAAGAGGUGAGAAUAGGUUAUAUUGCAGUAUAAUCUGAAGGCAGCUUGACAGACAGACAAACAAGCACAUAGAUUUGAGAUAUGGUGUAUCAGCAGUUCAGGUCCCCUAACAUUUAGAUACGUUUAAUUUAAUACAUAGGGCUCUAAUUAAAUGCGGGGCAAAGUGCUAAGUCUAAAGUCGAAUAAAGUUUGCUUAAUAACUACGCAAAAUUGCAAAUUUAAUACCACGAGAAAGAUCCGAAGCACAAACAUCUAGAGUGAAACGGCUAAAAGCCAAAUCAUGUUGUUAGUUCAUGCACAAGAACUUUGUUCACAGACUGACUUUGCACGUUGCCCUGCAUUCAAAUGAGGGCCCAUAGAUGUGAAGCACUUAUAGCCUUCCAUCCCUUCAAACGCUACAUGUUGUGAUUUGUGUCUGUUUGUGUAGCCCAUGUGGUGCCAUGUGCUUGUCAUGAUAACUUGUGAGCUUCUGUCUGUGUGCAGUGUGCUGUGGUGACUGUGCUGACAUUAGUUUAGGACUCUGCAUGAUGUUACUUAGUGCCCGUCGCUAGUGUGCGCUGAAGCUGAACAUGGCCGACCUGGUGACCAGCGCUAUGACUUCAGCUCCAUUAAGGGGCAUUCUCUGGCAGGUAGAGCAGUUAGCUUGUUGCUUUAGUGUCUGAACAAAUAAACAGGUCAUAAAGAGGGAUUAGCAGUACUAAUCCAGCGGCGGCUAGGUGUAUCUGUUUUAGGUAAACUGAUGUGAUUUGGCAGGACAGUGGGUUUUCCUCAUUAAACACACUGUACACAUUGUAGAGUCUGUACUUUAUUUUCUCUCCGGAGCAGUCUGAUCAUUCCUCCUUACUCGCACUCUCUCUCUCUUGAUCGAGACCACCGGUUAGCGCUGUUUUUAAUGGCGACACUGAUGCGAGCUCCGAGAUUGAUUGCACAUGCCUUCGCAGAUCUUUAAAUAAAUAAAUAGCUGUGUUCAAAAGGCAAGGAGAAGACAAAUGUGUCCUGAGAAGAUUUGUCCAAAUAAACGAUCUGGAUCCUGCUACUGUAGUGUCAUCUAUCAACUCACCCCACGGUCACAUGUUUCAGCACCCAGAUGGGAUACAUUCCCUGCAGUUUAUGGAGAACCUUGCGCCAUAACUGAACUGUAUGGAGUGAGAGACACUCUAUAGACACAAUCAUAUCAAUGUUUUUGGUCUUUCAACAUUUCAAAACAAAUGCAUACUCACAAAUGUAUUUUCAACUGCAUUCAGUAUGCCAUUGGGUGAGUCUAUCUUUUUGUUAUUCUGUGGACCAAUGGCAGUGAAAAAUUAUUUCCAGACCAAGGCGGAGAAGAAAAAGCAUGUUUUCUUGUAGUCUACAAUUCCCCAGAUAUUUUUCUUGCUCAAAAAUCAACACCAUUAUGUCAAAUAUCGUCCAGGAUAAUUUGCAAAGGUCAGAGAUACAACUCUAUAAAAUGCCUUGCAGUUCAUAGAACAGUGACUGUUUAUUAAUAAUUCUUUUCUGAUUAAUGUGUAUUUUGGAGUUGAUUAUAGUGUCAAAACACUGGCGUACUUGUGCAAAUGUUACAACUUUCUGACUCUGUGAAUAAAUGUUCCCACCAUU
This is a messenger RNA of Alosa alosa (allis shad), 5528 nucleotides long. It is a transcript of the gene ptgir, whose product is annotated as prostaglandin I2 receptor. Gene Ontology annotation, cellular component: plasma membrane. Gene Ontology annotation, biological process: negative regulation of smooth muscle cell proliferation; inflammatory response; adenylate cyclase-activating G protein-coupled receptor signaling pathway. Bases 649 to 1776 code for a protein of 375 amino acids. NCBI's taxonomy places the organism in Eukaryota, Metazoa, Chordata, Actinopteri, Clupeiformes, Clupeidae. The record is from RefSeq and is a predicted model, not a curated record. Gene Ontology annotation, molecular function: prostacyclin receptor activity. The transcript has 3 exons.